AUGGAUCAAAGUCCAUUAAUUCCUUCAGCUUUAAAGUACCUAACAAUAGUUGGUAUUCACCCAAUCAUCAAAGACAAACUAAGAUAUUUAAGGAUUUUAAUUUUUUUGAUGUGUUGUUACGCCUCGACGAAAUUAUUAACAACCCAAGUUAUUUUAAACGUUGAAGUUAUGGCUGAAGCAAUGAUUGGAUUCGUCGGAUUUUAUCAAAUGUUCGCAAAAUAUUUCAUGUUACUCGUCGAUGGAAAAACUUACGCAAACUUAAUAAAAUCAACCGAAGCUUUUUGGCCUUUAGAUAUUUUUGGGGAAGAGUGCAAAAAUAUAGUUUCAAAUAUCCACGCUCAAACCGCGAAAGGUUUCAAAACGAUGCUAAUCUUGCUUUUUUUAACAUGUUUUACGUUUUGUAUUAAACCUUUGGUGAUGAUUCAAACUUUAUCGAUUCCUUGGCACACGAUUUGCGAUAGUAACAAAAGCCACACUUGUUUUUACUUAAAUUAUUUUAUGGAAGUACUCGGUUUUAUAUUUAUGUGUGUAACAAUCAGCGGUUUUGAUGGAUUAUUUUUUGGGUUCUUAACAAUGGCUUAUUGUGAAUUAGAAAAAAUUAAAUAUGGUAUAAACAACCUUAAAGACGUUAAAAAUGGGGUUAACGACCAAAAAGCUUUGAUGGAUCGAGUUUCUAUGUUGGUUUACCAACACAAUCUUGUUCUAAAAUUUAUUAAAGACAUCAACACGGUUUAUUCAACUCUGAAUAUGAAUCAAAUGAGUGGAUCAGUUGCUUCGGUUUGCAUUGGAAUUUACACCAUCGGAACUGGGAGGAUGGCUAAAAGUUAUUCGUUAGCUGCGAAUUAUUGCGUUUAUUUUAUGACUUUAACAUUACAAAUUUUCACGUAUUGUUUAGCGGGGGAAAAAAUUUCAGAACAAGCUAAUAGUUUAGCACAUGCAGCUUUUGAUUACGAUUGGCAUCUUGAGCACAAUAAUAAAUUUACUAAAUCGCUGUGUAUGAUUAUCAUGAUGGCACAAUCAAAAGUUGAGUUAGUUGCUGGAUUAUGGAUUUUAGAUUUAAAUAUGUUUCUAAAGAUGAUGCAAGCUGCUUUUUCACUUUUCACUUUAAUGCAAAGUUUUCAAGAAUAA
Onthophagus taurus is the source of this 1128-nucleotide messenger RNA. RefSeq names its product odorant receptor 82a-like. Gene Ontology annotation, biological process: detection of chemical stimulus involved in sensory perception of smell; sensory perception of smell. Gene Ontology annotation, cellular component: plasma membrane. The record is from RefSeq and is a predicted model, not a curated record. NCBI's taxonomy places the organism in Eukaryota, Metazoa, Arthropoda, Insecta, Coleoptera, Scarabaeidae. Gene Ontology annotation, molecular function: odorant binding; olfactory receptor activity.